GUAAACAUGCCAAACUAAAUCGCCCUAAACACACAUUCACCGAAAAGGAGCGCAUUUUCACGUAGCACCUAGUAGAAAUGAAUAUUUUAAGGCAAAUUCUUCCCCUUUCACAGCAGCUAUCGAAAUGUUUUUCAUCAGUAAGCACACAGCAAGCGUACUCCCUCGUCCAACGGAAUGUAAUGUCGCUGCCAUCGGUAAGAGCGAUUUCCACCACGAUGCCACGGGCUGAGCUGAUGGAUUUUUUCGACGAAAAGAAAAACUGGGGCGAACAGGAGGUAAAGCAUGGCCGCGGCUGGACCAAGGACGAUCUGCGCAUCAAAUCGAACAGCGACCUGCACAAGCUGUGGUUUGUGCUGCUGAAGGAGCGCAACAUGCUGCUGACGAUGGAGCACGAGUGCAAGGAAAAAAUGGAACUGUUUCCAAGCCCGGAACGGUUAGAUAAGGUAAAAGAAUCAAUGGAGAAUCUGGAGGAAGUGGUACGGGAGCGCAACCGCGCCUACUACGAGCUCGAAACCGGACAGACGGGCGAACGGCCGGGAAAGGUCGUCCCGAACGAGCUUGGCAUACGGUUCUACUACCGUGCGUUCGAGCACGUGAUUCCCAAGUUUGCUAACCGCAAGUGGAACGAGCGGCACAAGUUUACGUUCGGCGGUACGGCCGUGAGAAAGUUUUUGCACCUGUACCGCGAGCGGUUGUACAACGAAAAACGGAAGCUUCGCAACCGGGAGCGGAACGAGGUGGUCCAUCUGUUGCGCCGGUUUCCUAACAUCGAUCGUGAAACGCUUGCCCAACGGUUCCCAUCGGUGGAUGUGGAGAAGCUGUACAAGCUGGAUAAGAUUCGUAUGAAUCAACCCAUCAAGAGUAGCUCGUAGGCGCGCGCGCGCGCACGUGUCCUCCGUGAUUAGUUGUGAAUAAAGUAUUCGGAAGCGGUAAAGAGA
Messenger RNA from Anopheles stephensi (Asian malaria mosquito), 938 nucleotides. RefSeq names its product 39S ribosomal protein L47, mitochondrial (gene mRpL47). The record is from RefSeq and is a predicted model, not a curated record. Bases 78 to 872 code for a protein of 264 amino acids. Gene Ontology annotation, biological process: mitochondrial translation. Lineage: Eukaryota; Metazoa; Arthropoda; Insecta; Diptera; Culicidae. The transcript has 3 exons. Gene Ontology annotation, cellular component: mitochondrial ribosome; mitochondrial large ribosomal subunit. Gene Ontology annotation, molecular function: structural constituent of ribosome.